CUUGUUACAGUUUGUUAUAUUUGUUCUGUACUCAGUUAGUCUCUAUGAUAUUACAAAGGGUUGUGAAUCUUGUGGUAAUGUACAAUAUCAUUGUGUAGCAGGUUGAAAGAAAUCACAUGAGUGAUGUGAGGGUGUGAACUUACACAUCAUAUUUCUAUAAAAGAGGAAAGAAAGUAGUGGCAACAGAACUGGUACACAGACAACGGUCAGAGACUCCUUUCUCUUUGGUACGCUCUCAAUCAUUAAAGAAUUAAGAUGAAGAUUCUGUUCCUGACUCUGGUUCUUGCCUUGAUGCUGAUGAGCGGCUCUUCUCUGAAAUGCUAUAAGUGUAACUCGGGUUUGGGUGAAAAAUGUUUCCUACUUCCUGACCCCUGCAACUGGCAAAAUGCCUGUAUCUCUUCUGUAUCGAAGACCGGUACAUCUGUGACAAAGCGAUGCAUCAGUAUGGCAGAAUGUGUCAAUUUGAAGCAAAAUCCUGACUACAAUGUCCACUGCUGUCGGACAGACUUCUGCAAUAGGGCUCCAUGAACACACUCGACCUAAAAGAUGAUCCUUC
Messenger RNA from Tachysurus fulvidraco (yellow catfish), 556 nucleotides. Its product is annotated as probable weak neurotoxin 3FTx-Lio1. The transcript has 4 exons. The record is from RefSeq and is a predicted model, not a curated record. Lineage: Eukaryota; Metazoa; Chordata; Actinopteri; Siluriformes; Bagridae. The coding region runs from base 256 to 528 and encodes 90 amino acids.